Molecule: messenger RNA, 2186 nt
Organism: Gymnodraco acuticeps
Lineage: Eukaryota; Metazoa; Chordata; Actinopteri; Perciformes; Bathydraconidae
Product: type I phosphatidylinositol 4,5-bisphosphate 4-phosphatase-B-like
Exons: 7
Coding region: 160-876 (238 amino acids)
Biological process (GO): phosphatidylinositol dephosphorylation
Cellular component (GO): lysosomal membrane; plasma membrane; late endosome membrane
Molecular function (GO): phosphatidylinositol-4,5-bisphosphate 4-phosphatase activity
Source: RefSeq, a predicted model, not a curated record
UCACAGUCAUGUGACAGAUGUUUUUGUUCGCUUCCUGCCUUCAGUGUUAUCGCCUCAUCACGUGGAUGUCAAAACCCCUGACUGGCUUUUUAAGGUUGAAAUAAGGUUAAUUUAUCUCUACCUUGGGAUUCCCCCCCCAGGACUGCUGUUGAGGACGGGAUGUCGGACGGGGAACGGUCGCCUCUUCUGUCUGAUCAACACGACGGGACCAACGGCUUCUCUACCGGUCAGAUUGUUCAUGGAUAUCAGAGAAAAACACAGACGGAGUUCCCCAACUCGGUGGCACCAGAUGAGCCCCCCCCCCCGUACUCCCCGCAGGGCAGCCCGGACAGCGGCAGCUCUCCGGUGAUCAGCUGCCGGGUGUGUCAGAGCGCCAUCUCCGUGGAGGGCAAGACGCACCAGCACGUGGUGAAGUGCAGCAUCUGCAACGAAGCCACGCCUAUAAAGAACGCUCCGGUUGGGAAGAAGUACGUCCGCUGUCCCUGUAACUGUCUCCUGAUCUGCAAAGUCACGUCUCAGAGGAUCGCCUGUCCGAGGCCGUACUGUAAACGUGUCAUCAACCUGGGACCGGUUCGCAUCGAGAGGGAGAGUCCGGAGCCUCGGAACCAGCCCGUCGGCAUCAGGAUCAUCUGUGGACACUGCUCCAACACUUUCCUGUGGACGGAGUUUUCAGACCGGACUUUGGCCCGAUGUCCACACUGCAGAAAAGUCUCUUCUAUUGGUCGGCAUUACCCCAGGAGGAGGAGCCUGUUGUGCUUCCUGCUCUUCAUCGUCCUCGCCGCCUCCACUGCAGGACUCGUGGUGUGUGUGUGUUUGCUGGAACAUGGCGUCCCGCUCAGGACUCAAAAGGGAUCUACGUCUCCUGGGUUUUUCUGAUCCUCCUCGCUCUCCUCACCAUGUUCAGAACCGUCUACUGGAGGUGUCUGAAGAUCAGCGACCCCAUAUCCAACUUCACGUAGAGAGGGGGAGGAAAGGAAGGAAGGUGAGAUGGCUAGUGAUGGAAGAGAGGAAAGGAAUAAAGCAUAGAUGAGACAAGGAGAGAGGAGAAGAUGCAUUCAACAUGAAAAAUCAAACUUCAAACUCAAGGGGAUUUAACACAAAGAAAUGUUCAUAAGAUAAGUAAGACAUGCAGAUGUUUGACCCCAUAACUAACUGGGGGCGGUUGUUUGCGAAGAGGAUGAAGAGAAAAUAGUUAAAUGAAAGAAAGAAAAUGUUUAAAUUAUUUCGGUUUUGACCCGGUUGUUUCAAUUAGACUAAUGUUCACGACAAUGUUAUUUAAACAUGAUGUGCCCCAAAUUAUAAUGAGAUAAUAGAGAGAUAGGAUUUGUGUGGAUAGGUCUCAGUGAAGGAGGGGUUUUAGUUUAUGUUAAGUUCUAUAAUCAUUACCAAAUAUUUAUGCUAAUCAAUGAGAAGGAAGAAACAAGAUGGACUUAUUUUUGUAAUGAAAUGAAGUCCAAUCUUUUGACUCAACGCUUGUUUUUGAGUCAUUUCUCUUUUCUUGUUAUCUCUGUACUAGAAACGAACAAAAACACGUGAAAAUUCCUUCAGAAAUACAUUUAUAUUCGCAUUUAAAUUCAAAUUGGAGCUGAUUUUCUUCGGGAUCAGAAAAUGAAAUGCAGGGGAUAAUUUAAACCACGUGUUUUUGGGGCAUUGUUUGUUCGGUAACGCGCAUUAUAUUAUGUCGGAUAUACAAUGAAUUCAUGUUGGGACAUUUAUAAGGCAUUCAUUCAGGAUUAAGUGGCAUUAUUUUCAUUAAUCAUCUCACAUAUUCAUUUUGGGGCAUUUAACUCUUUAUUUCUUUGCUUGAAAAUGAUUCACAUCGGAGAUACCUGCAGCUGAUCUUCUAAACGUCACUGGAAACGAGUCAAAUAUAAGAUCUAAUAUCCCUCUAAAUGCUUUUGAACGAUUAACCACACACAGGGAAGGAUCUAUUUACUCGUCUCUCUGUGCGUCUCCUCUGUAAAAGUGUAAAUAAAUAUAUAUUCAGGUGUUGAUUAUUAUGGUCUGCACAGAAUGAUCCAGCUGUUGCGCCCCCUUGUGGCUGAGUGGUGUAAGUACCUGCUGACUGUGAAACCUGUUGCACUACAUCGUUCUGAUAAAUACUACUGUAUGCUUUUGUCCAUAUUGUUCCGGUGGAUGGAUUUUUGUAUAUUGUGAAACAAAGAAGUAAUACUUUUAACAACGUG